Messenger RNA from Schizosaccharomyces octosporus yFS286, 1260 nucleotides. RefSeq lists its product as uncharacterized. The record is from RefSeq and is a predicted model, not a curated record. The transcript has a single exon. Lineage: Eukaryota; Fungi; Ascomycota; Schizosaccharomycetes; Schizosaccharomycetales; Schizosaccharomycetaceae. Bases 407 to 1192 code for a protein of 261 amino acids.
UGCCAAUCGAGAGUCAAGUUUUAUUUUUUGUUCAUACCUUAAAAAAAUUGCCAAGAAAGAAAUGUUUAUACAGUUCCCAAAUAAAAGGCUAAUUGAAUAAUUGACCUUUCUUCAUACAUUCCAUUAAACCAUUCUAUAAACCCGCUUAGGUACAUCGACUGACUGCUUCGUAGCACAUUCCAUAUUCUGAUUUUAACCACCAUUCUAACAAACGUUUGACAAAUUCCUUUCAGUCCAAAAUUCAAAAAUUGAUUAUGCUUUUUUUAUAGAAAAAAGAAUAUUUAAAAAUCAAUUUUCUGUAACAAACGUGGCGAAGCAGGACCUUUGAAUUGGAAUACUACUGUGUCAUUACGAGUCUCUUCAUCUGCAAAUUAUUUAUUAAGCAAAUUAACAUCUUUUUUGAGCAAUGACAUUUGAGAAAUCAAAUGCGAACCUUCCUCCUGCCAUAAAUCGACAAACAGGGCUCGUUCUUUUGCAAUUAAAAGAGGAAGAGGAAAACCAACGAAAGGAAUUAUUGAAAUAUCAAAAGUUAUUAAGAAACGAAAAUGAUGCGAAUGCCGAGUUGGAGGCUACAAUAGACGAAUUACGAAAAAAAACUGAUCAUUUACGACACCAAAAUCAGCAAAACGACAACUUUCUUAAAAGUUUUCAUGAUGAAAGUGGUAGCUCCGUUCAUCGAAAAUCGGAGCUCCGUGACAAAAUAAAAGUAUUAGAAGAUUCAGUUCUCAAUUACCACGCUUCCUUAAAGCGAGACCAGGCACAGUUGAAAGUGAUAUUGCAGGAAAGGGAUUUGGCAAAGUCGAUUUCUGAGAAACUACAGACUUCGCUCAACGUUCUACAUUCACAGAGUAAUCCGCAACUUAUUCAGGAUCUUAUAGUAGAGACGAAGAAUUGUAAAUCACGGGUUACUGACCAGAUUGACCACAGCGGAGACUUACUUCGUCAUUACAGCGAUAUAUCAGAUCGUAUGGAAAAGAUGUACACCCUUCUGGUAGACACCAGCCGUGCUCAUCGGGUCGCCCUUACCGAUGCCACAAAGUCAUAUACUUACUUAUUUGAUUCCAACCUUACUAAUACAAGACAUCAGGCAGAAGACAUUUCUGCCUUUGUCGAAAAGUUCCAGUCGAAAAAACUACCUUCAUUACAAAGCGAAUUCAUCAAUUACAAGUCUUUGAAAGACUUUGCCGGUUAGCUACUUUCGUUUAUCGUAUGUUUGCAUUAUACACGUAUAGAAUACUAAUUAAUACUAUUAUCUCUUCA